Molecule: messenger RNA, 1372 nt
Organism: Gymnodraco acuticeps
Lineage: Eukaryota; Metazoa; Chordata; Actinopteri; Perciformes; Bathydraconidae
Gene: ndp
Product: norrin cystine knot growth factor NDP
Exons: 2
Coding region: 266-697 (143 amino acids)
Biological process (GO): Wnt signaling pathway
Source: RefSeq, a predicted model, not a curated record
CGGUGGAUCCAGACAGCGGGGGAAUGGAGCGUCCCAAUGAAAAAAAAAACCUUCCUCCUCCUCUUACCUGUUUCCCUUCAGCUCAACGACCUUGAGCCCCCGCUGUACUAACAGGAAUAAGAAACAGAUCAAAUAAAGACCACCCUCCCCCUCCCAAAUCCCAUUUUAUUUUGUGGGAAACAAACACAACUACUACUGAGAAAGCAGGAAUAAAAGAAGACAUUUUUGGACGUCCCGUGAGGAGACUUUUUGGGGUGGUCCCAUCAUGAAACCGUUCAUUUCUGUGCCCCCUCUCUCAUGGCUAUUGCUGGUCCUGAUGUGCUGCCCCCUGCUGGGCAUGGUGGAGGCUGCAGGCGGGAAAAAAGCCAACGAUAACGCUAACCCCCACCUGGGAGAUUCGGACCCUGAACGCUGCAUGAGGCAUCACUUUGUGGAGACCAUCACACACCCCAUUUACAAGUGCAACUCCAAGAUGGUGCUCCUGGCUCGCUGCGAGGGUCACUGCAGCCGCUCCACACGCUCAGACCCGCUCAUCUCCUUCAGCUCGGUGCUCAAACAGCCCUUCAAGAGCACCUGCUCCUGCUGCAGACCCCACUCCUCCAAGCUGAAGGCGGUGAGGCUGCGCUGCUCCGGAGGAACAAGGAUCACCGCAACGUACAGAUACAUCCUCGCAUGCAACUGUGAGGAGUGCAGCUGAGGAACUCUCAAACCAUUCCUCUGUUGGCCUCGAGACUCAAAGCUGUCUGGAGAUCUUUGGAUUGGAAAAUAAUCGACAGAUCGGCUCGAAACUCUAUCUUGGGAGAUGGAUAGUGACCUUUAAAACUGACCUGGGACUCAGAACACUCGUUAUUAUGUGCUUUCAAUCAUUUGUCCACAAACAACUAUCUGUCUGGAGCUCUUUGGAUUGAACAAAUCGACGGGUCGGCUCGAGAUCUAUCCAUCUAUCUUGGGAGUUUGGAUAAUGAUAUUUAAAACUGACCUGAGACUCAGAACCCUCUUUACCUUCUGCAUUAUUAUCACUUUUUGUCUGUUUUCAUGGUGUUCGAUUGUCAAUUUGAAAAUACCAGAAGGAAAAGGUUGUGCACAGAUUGAACUACAAAACUAAUCAGUCCAAUAUAUAAAUCGGAAAAUCGACGGCGGCUCGAGACACAUCCUUUACUCAAGUAGAAGUACAGAUACUCGUGUUUAAAAAUACUCUGGUAAAAGUAGAAGUACUGACUAAACUUCUUUACUCAAGUCAAAGUAAAGAGGCUUUGAAAUGUACUUCAGUAAAAAGUCCCCAUAACUAGCAGCAGUUUUAAAGAGUACCUGACCUCCCUUUAUAUUAAUAGAACAAUAAUGUCAUUGUUAGCUAAUGAAUGUUUCCAUGCUG